AAUUUUCCCCCAAAAUUCCCAAAUUUCCUCCGGAAUUCCCGAAUUUUCCCAAAAUUCCCGAAUUUUCCCCCAAAUUCCCGUUUUUUUUUGUCUCUUGCAGCCCCACGUGGUGGCGCCGGAGCGGCCGGGAGCUCCCAGACCGGAGACGCGCUGGCAAAGCUUUGGCCUCUAUUUAUUCCCCAGACCACACCAACAGCAGCUUCCCCUCCAACCCUUCGACUCCCGUGGCCUCGCCCCCGUCGCUCGCAGGAACAGCGGCUUGGGCCAGGAAUGGCGGUCAGGCGUCUUCAUCUCCUAAUUACGAGGGGCCCUUACACUCUUUGAGCCGCAUCGAGGAUCGCCUGGAGCGCUUGGACGACGCCAUCCACGUCCUGCGCAACCACGCCGUGGGCGCGGCGCCGGCGAUGGCGGCCGGCGACGUGCACGGCAUCAUCGGCGCCGCGGCGCACAACGGCGCCAUGGCCGGCUUGGCCGGUUACGGCGCCGGGAUCCUCUCCAAUCGGCUCAUGGUCGGAGCUCACCGCGACGACGGCGUCUCCAUCCGCGCCGGCCACUCCUUGGUGCCCAACCAGGUGCCGGUGCCGACGCUGCCGGUGCCGUCGGCCACGUCCCCGGAGCUGAACCCGCCCCAGGAUCCCUACAGGGGAAUUGCCACCACGCUCCAAGGUCAAAGCGUGUCCUCGGGCAGCUCGGAGAUCAAAUCGGACGACGAAGGCGACGAGAACUUGCAGGAGAGCAAGAGCGGCGAGGAGAAGAAGUUGGACGAGGAGAAGAAGGAGAUCAAGUCCAUAACUAGGUCAAGAUCUAGCAAUAACGACGACGAGGACCUGACGCCGGAGCAGAAAGCGGAGCGGGAGAAGGAACGUCGCAUGGCCAACAACGCCCGGGAACGGCUCCGCGUCAGGGACAUCAACGAGGCCUUCAAGGAGCUCGGUCGCAUGGUCCAACUCCACCUCAAAAGUGACAAACCUCAAACCAAGCUGCUCAUUCUCCACCAAGCGGUGGCCGUCAUCCUCAGCUUGGAGCAGCAGGUCCGAGAGCGGAACCUGAACCCCAAGGCGGCGUGCCUGAAGCGGCGCGAGGAGGAGAAAGUGUCCUCGGAGCCGCCGCCGCUGGCGCUGGCCGGGCCUCACCCCGGCAUGGGCGACGCCGGCAACCACAUGGGGCAGAUGUAGAGAGGUUUUGGCCAAACCCCGACCCUACAAAAAAUAUUUUUUUUUUUUUUUGUUUUGUUUUGGUUUUUUUUUUUUUUUUGGAUUUUUUGUAAAAUAUCGACAAGUCUGAGGAAUUCCACGAUCGCAGACGCGCCAAAAUCCGGCCGGAAAUUCCAAAAAAAAAAACAAAAAAAAAAGGAAAAA
Molecule: messenger RNA, 1358 nt
Organism: Vidua macroura (Pin-tailed whydah)
Lineage: Eukaryota; Metazoa; Chordata; Aves; Passeriformes; Viduidae
Product: transcription factor 4-like
Exons: 9
Biological process (GO): regulation of transcription by RNA polymerase II
Cellular component (GO): transcription regulator complex
Molecular function (GO): RNA polymerase II cis-regulatory region sequence-specific DNA binding; DNA-binding transcription factor activity, RNA polymerase II-specific; protein dimerization activity
Source: RefSeq, a predicted model, not a curated record